AGAUAGCGCUGGCACUCCUCCCUUCCAUGUCGCCCCCCGGCCCCUUCUCUUCUUCUUCGCGCCAUCUCCUUCCUCCCGCACUAUCCACGUCCCGUCUCCUUCCGCUCUUAGCCUACCACAAGUGCAUCGUCCACGCGCACCACCACUACAGGAUCACACGCGCCCGUACGUGCGCGUGCCGCGAGGAACAAGAACAACAAGAAGAAGCAGCCGACGCGUGCUUGCUUCCUAGGCUGGUUCGCCAUGGGGAAUUGCUUCGGCUCCCCUGACGCCGUCGCCGCCGCGGCGGCGAAACCGCCGAGUACUCCUGCCAAAGGGCCACCGCCGGCAUGGCCGAAGCCGAACGACGGCGGUCACGGGGCGGGGCGCGUCCUCGAGGCGCCGAGGCUGAGGGAGUUCACGCUGGCGGAGCUGCGCGCGGCCACGCGGGGGUUCAAGCCGGAGAUGGUGCUCGGGGAGGGCGGCUUCGGCCGGGUCUACAAGGGCUGGGUCGACGAGCGCACGCUCAACCCGGCCAAGAGCAGCGCCGGCGUCAUCGUCGCCGUCAAGAAGCUCAACCCGGAGAGCGUCCAGGGCCUGCAGGAGUGGCAGUCCGAGGUCAACUUCUUGGGCAGACUGUCGCACCCCAACCUGGUGAGGCUGCUGGGCUACUGCGGCGAGGACAGGGAGCUGCUCCUGGUGUACGAGUUCAUGUCCAAAGGCAGCCUGGAAAACCAUCUCUUCAGGAGGGGGACAACGGAGCCGUUGCCGUGGAGCACGAGGCUCAAGAUCGCCAUCGGCGCGGCGCGCGGGCUGGCCUUCCUGCACUCGUCGGAGAAGCAGGUCAUCUACAGGGACUUCAAGGCCUCCAACAUCCUCCUCGACACGGAUUUCACGGCGAAGCUGUCGGACUUCGGGCUGGCCAAGAACGGCCCGUCGGCGGGGAGGUCGCACGUCACGACGCGGGUGAUCGGCACCUACGGCUACGCGGCGCCCGAGUACGUGGCGACGGGGCACCUGUACGUGAAGAGCGACGUGUACGGCUUCGGCGUGGUGCUGCUGGAGCUGCUCACGGGGCUGCGCGCGCACGACCUCAACCGGCCGAGCCACCAGCAGAACCUGGUGGACUGGGCGCGCCCCUACCUCGCCGGCCGGGGCAAGCUGGCCAGCCUCAUGGACCAGCGCCUCGCCGGCCACUACCCGCCCAAGGCCGCGCUCCAGGCCGCCAGGCUCGCCGGCAAGUGCCUCGCCGGCGACCCCAGGAGCCGCCCCUCCAUGGCCGACGUCGUCGACGCGCUCGAGGGCAUCCAGGCCACGCAGCAGGCGCCCGCCGCGGGGGGCAAGGGGCACCGGGACCUGCCGCCGAGGCCCGUCGCGCGCCGCGCGCCGUACCAUGAUUCUUCCAGGCCGCGUUGACGCGUCGCUGCUGCUUCAGCAAGCAUGCUGCUAAUUAACAACACUUUGGAUUUUAAUUCUUCAUUCGACUAACCAAUAGAUUGUGUAAAGUUGAUUUUUACUACUACGUACUUUGCAAAAGGACGCACCUGGUUAACUACUGUAGUUCCUCAUUAA
Molecule: messenger RNA, 1551 nt
Organism: Panicum virgatum (switchgrass)
Lineage: Eukaryota; Viridiplantae; Streptophyta; Magnoliopsida; Poales; Poaceae
Product: probable serine/threonine-protein kinase PIX13
Exons: 5
Coding region: 244-1395 (383 amino acids)
Biological process (GO): protein phosphorylation
Molecular function (GO): ATP binding; protein kinase activity
Source: RefSeq, a predicted model, not a curated record